AUGUCGGCAGCAAACACCCUCCUUCGUUCAGCAGUGCGGGCCUCAACCACCGCAAGAGCCGCCACUCGCAACGGACUCGUCCGUCGGCCCCUGACGAGGACGUAUGCCGACAGCAAGCCGCCGCUCGCACAUGGAGGUCACAAUAGGGGACUAAUCAUCGCCCUCGUAGGCAUCACAGUGCCCGCGCUGGGCUAUUUCACCAUGAUGCGCGAGGUGAAGACGGACCCGACCAAGAUCUCGGCGCCGGCGCUGGACCCGGCGGCCCGGAAGCGCGAGAGGGACGCGGCGGAGCCCGACCGGCCCAAGUACAUCCACCCGGAGCACGAGGACCCGGAGCUGCAGGCGCCCUUCGGGCGCGUCCACAAGAGGAAGCGGGUUGACGGCCCGCUGGACGACCGGAAUCAUCAGUCGUUGCAGGAUCGGCAGAGGCAGAUUUGA
Messenger RNA from Anthostomella pinea, 438 nucleotides. The record is from the annotation of a GenBank genome assembly. Lineage: Eukaryota; Fungi; Ascomycota; Sordariomycetes; Xylariales; Xylariaceae.